Messenger RNA from Oncorhynchus kisutch (coho salmon), 6623 nucleotides. RefSeq names its product signal transducer and activator of transcription 1-alpha/beta. The record is from RefSeq and is a predicted model, not a curated record. The transcript has 42 exons. The coding region runs from base 145 to 4650 and encodes 1501 amino acids. Gene Ontology annotation, biological process: regulation of DNA-templated transcription; signal transduction. NCBI's taxonomy places the organism in Eukaryota, Metazoa, Chordata, Actinopteri, Salmoniformes, Salmonidae. Gene Ontology annotation, molecular function: DNA binding; DNA-binding transcription factor activity.
GCGAUGCUGCAUAACACCUGGGGAAUUCCUGAGGAAAUACUUAUUUCCGCACUUCGAGAGUGUUGUGUUUGCGAUUUGUGUAGCCUACUGACCAUACAUUUUAACAGAGAAGACUGUUCUCUGUGAUUUAUUCCCUCAUCAAAGAUGGCCCAGUGUUGCCAGCUGAAACUACUGGAGUCUAAAUACCAGGAGCAGGUCCACCAGCUCUAUGAUGACUCCUUCCCCAUGGACAUCAGACAGUACCUCAGCAAGUGGAUUGAGAGCAUCGACUGGGAUAAUGUGGCUGUUGACGAAUCCCUGGCCACUGUCCGCUUCCACGAUCUCUUAGCCCAUCUUGAUGACCAACACAGCCGCUUCGCCCUGGAAAACAACUUCCUGCUACAACACAACAUCCGCAAGAUCAAGAGAAACCUCCAGGACUGCUUUCAGGAGGACCCCGUUCACUUGGCCAUGAUCAUCUCCAGAACCCUGAAGGAGGAGCGGAGGAUUCUGGCUGCUGCCAAAAGCAUAGAGACCGACAGAGAGAGCACACAGACCAGCAUGGUUCUGGAGAAGCAAAAGCUGGACAACAAAGUCAAAGACAUGAAAAACAAGGUUCAGGAAGCGGAUCAGAAUAUAAAGUCUCUGGAAUACCUUCAAGACGAGCAUGACUUUAAGGAAUAUACUCCUAAGAACAGAGAACAUGAAAUGAACGGGCUGACACCCAAACAGCUGGAACACGAGAAGCUGCAGAUUGUAGAGAUGUGUUUCAAGCUGAAGUUCAAGAGAGUGGAAGUGGUUGGCCAGUUGGCGGAGGUGCUCAACAUGGCCGAGGAGGUCCAAUCAGACUUGAUCUCAGAGGAGCUGCCUGAGUGGAAGAAGAGGCAGCAGAGCUCCUGUAUUGGAGGACCACCCAACGCAUGUCUGGACCAACUGCAGAACUGGUUCACAGCGGUGGCAGAAAGCCUGCAGCAGGUGAGGCAGCAGCUGAAGGAGCUCCAGGAACUAGAGCAGAAGUACACAUACGACAACGACCCAAUCAAACAGCAGAAAGGCUUCCUGGAGGGGCGGGCCUUGGCACUGUUCCGGAACCUCCUAGAACAUUCCUUGGUGGUAGAGAGACAGCCCUGUAUGCCCACAUAUCCACAGAGACCUCUGGUGCUGCAGACAAAGAUGCUGUUCACUGUCAAGCUCAGAUUUCUUGUGAAGCUCCCGGAAUUCAACUAUCAACUCAAAGUGAAAGCUUUGUUUGACAAGGACGUUACAGAAAAGAAAGGGUUUCGUAAGUUCAACAUAUUGGGCACCAACACAAAAGUUAUGAAUAUGGAGGAGUCAAAUGGAAGCUUGGCUGCAGAGUUUCGCUCCUUGAGACUGCAAGAGCAGAGAGUGACUGGAAGAGGAAAGAAAGAGGUGCCUCUCAUUGUGACAGAGGAGCUGCACUGCAUCUGCUUUGAGUCGGAACUCCGCCAGUCAGGUCUGGAAAUCAAACUAGAGACCAUCUCCCUGCCCAUCGUGGUCAUCUCCAACUGCAACCAGCUGCCCAGUGGCUGGGCCUCCAUCCUGUGGUACAACAUGCUGACCAGCGAGCCCCAGGACCUGGAGUUCUUCCUGAACCCUCCGGCAGUGUCCUGGGGUCAGCUAUCUGAGGUGCUGAGCUGGCAGUUCUCCUCUGUCACCAAGAGGGGGCUCAAUGAUGAGCAGCUAGGCAUGCUGGCUGACAAACUACUGGGCCAGAAAGCACAGAGGAAUCCUGAGGGCCUUAUCUCCUGGACCAUGUUCGGUGCUGUCAAGAGCCUCAGUGAGAAGAGGUUUCCCUUCUGUCUGUGGAUCGAAGACAUCCUGGACCUCAUCAAGAGACAUCUGCUGUCCCUGUGGAAUGAUGGUUGCAUCCUGGGCUUUGUGAGUAAGGAGAGGGCAAAGGCCAUGCUGACUGGGAAGUGUCCAGGCACGUUCCUUCUGCGCUUCAGUGAGAGUAGCAGAGACGGAGCCAUCACAUUCACUUGGGUGGAACACGACCUAUACGAUAAGCCUGUAUUCCAUGCAGUGGAGCCCUACACCAAGAAGGAGCUGUCUGGCGUCGCUCUGCCUGACAUCAUCCGAACCUACAAGGUGAUGGUAGCUGAGAACAUCCCAGAGAACCCACUCAGUUUCCUCUACCCAGACAUCCCCAAAGACAAGUCCUUCGGGAAGUACUACACCAGGGCCUCUGAGGCAUCAGAGCCCAUGGAUGUGGAGAGUCCCACCGGCACAGGAUACUUAGUGACCGAUAUCAUAUCAGUGUCAGCUGACCCAUCUAGACAGCAAGACAAGAUGAUGUUCAUGUUGCCAGAAGAGCCCAGUGGACCAGUGCUCCAUUGUCGGAGUGGAAGUCCUAAGAAUAUUGAUACUGCUGUGAUGGCCCAGUGGUGCCAGCUGAAACUACUGGAGUCUAAAUACCAGGAGCAGGUCCACCAGCUCUAUGAUGACUCCUUCCCCAUGGACAUCAGACAGUACCUCAGCAAGUGGAUUGAGAGCAUUGACUGGGAUAAUGUGGCUGUUGACGAAUCCCUGGCCACUGUCCGCUUCCACGAUCUCCUAGCCCAUCUUGAUGACCAACACAGCCGCUUCGCCCUGGAAAACAACUUCCUGCUACAACACAACAUCCGCAAGAUCAAGAGAAACCUCCAGGACUGCUUUCAGGAGGACCCCGUUCACUUGGCCAUGAUCAUCUCCAGAAACCUGAAGGAGGAGCGGAGGAUUCUGGCUGCUGCCAAAAGCAUAGAGACCGACAGAGAGAACACACAGACCAGCAUGGUUCUGGAGAAGCAAAAGCUGGACAACAAAGUCAAAGACAUGAAAAACAAGGUUCAGGAAGCGGAUCAGAAUAUAAAGUCUCUGGAAUACCUUCAAGACGAGCAUGACUUUAAGAAAAAAACUCUUAAGAACAGAGAACAUGAAAUGAACGGGCUGACACCCAAACAGCUGGAACACGAGAAGCUGCAGAUUGUAGAGAUGUGUUUCAAGCUGAAGUUCAAGAGAGUGGAAGUGGUUGGCCAGUUGGCGGAGGUGCUCAACGUGGCCGAGGAGGUCCAAUCAGACUUGAUCUCAGAGGAGCUGCCUGAGUGGAAGAAGAGGCAGCAGAGGUCCUGUAUUGGAAGACCACCCAACGCAUGUCUGGACCAACUGCAGAACUGGUUCACAGCGGUGGCAGAAAGCCUGCAGCAGGUGAGGCAGCAGCUGAAGGAGCUCCAGGAACUAGAGCAGAAGUACACAUACGACAACGACCCAAUCAAACAGCAGAAAGGCUUCCUGGAGGGGCGGGCCUUGGCACUGUUCCGGAACCUCCUAGAACAUUCCUUGGUGGUAGAGAGACAGCCCUGUAUGCCCACAUAUCCACAGAGACCUCUGGUGCUGCAGACAAAGAUGCUGUUCACUGUCAAGCUCAGAUUUCUUGUGAAGCUCCCGGAAUUCAACUAUCAACUCAAAGUGAAAGCUUUGUUUGACAAGGACGUUACAGAAAAGAAAGGGUUUCGUAAGUUCAACAUAUUGGGCACCAACACAAAAGUUAUGAAUAUGGAGGAGUCAAAUGGAAGCUUGGCUGCAGAGUUUCGCUCCUUGAGACUGCAAGAGCAGAGAGUGACUGGAAGAGGAAAGAAAGAGGGGCCUCUCAUUGUGACAGAGGAGCUGCACUGCAUCUGCUUUGAGUCGGAACUCCGCCAGUCAGGUCUGGAAAUCAAACUAGAGACCAUCUCCCUGCCCAUCGUGGUCAUCUCCAACUGCAACCAGCUGCCCAGUGGCUGGGCCUCCAUCCUGUGGUACAACAUGCUGACCAGCGAGCCCCAGGACCUGGAGUUCUUCCUGAACCCUCCGGCAGUGUCCUGGGGUCAGCUAUCUGAGGUGCUGAGCUGGCAGUUUUCCUCUGUCACCAAGAGGGGGCUCAAUGAUGAGCAGCUAGGCAUGCUGGCUGACAAACUACUGGGCCAGAAAGCACAGAGGAAUCCUGAGGGCCUUAUCUCCUGGACCAUGUUCGGUGCUGUCAAGAGCCUCAGUGAGAAGAGGUUUCCCUUCUGUCUGUGGAUCGAAGACAUCCUGGACCUCAUCAAGAGACAUCUGCUGUCCCUGUGGAAUGAUGGUUGCAUCCUGGGCUUUGUGAGUAAGGAGAGGGCAAAGGCCAUGCUGACUGGGAAGUGUCCAGGCACGUUCCUGCUGCGCUUCAGUGAGAGUAGCAGAGACGGAGCCAUCACAUUCACUUGGGUGGAACACGACCUAUACGAUAAGCCUGUAUUCCAUGCUGUGGAGCCUUAUACCAAGAAGAAGCUGUCUGUCAUCUCUCUACCUGAAAUCAUCCGCAACUACAAAGUGAUGGCAGCUGGGAACAUCCCAGAGAACCCACUCUGCUUCCUCUACCCAGACAUCCCUAAAGUCAAGGCCUUCGGAAAGUUCUAUACCAGGGCCUCAGAGGCAUCCGAGCCCAUGGAUGUGGAGAGUCCCACCAAGACAGGAUACAUGAAGAAAUAUUUCAUAUCAGUGUCAGAAGUUCAUCCAUCUAGACUGCAAGACAAGAUGAUGCUCAUGUCGCGAGAAGUGUUUGAAGAGCUGAAAAGGUUGCUAGUGCUCCAUUAUUGGAGGCGAAGUCCUAAGAAUAUUGAUACUGCUGUGUGCAUAUGGACACGGCCCAGAGGUCCGGGCUGAACCUGGCCAGCUGGGGAAUGUAGUCAGCCACCUACGCAACAAAACAAAAACAGAAGGCAACAUAUCAACACUUCCCAUUCCCCAUGGGCAUUUAAUCAGGAAAUGAUCAUCACCACCAUGUCGUCUCACUGACCCUGGGGCCUCUCCCUCACCCACCUGUCCCCCUCCCAGGUUUUUGGCAUUCUCAUAGAGCGCGUCGAUUUCUGAGGCGAAGGACACAAAGUCGGGGAUAACAAACUUCUUCCUGAAGGCCUGGGUGAGCAGCACGAUGUUGCUCUGGACACACCUGGGAGAGAAAAGGUGACAGUGGUCUUUAUCUUAGGUACCAGAGUCACCUUAUGACUAGUGUAACACAUGGAGUCCUGUGUGCUUCAGUUGGUAGAGCAUGGCACUUGCAAUGCCAGGGUCAAGGGUUCAAUACCCGCUAGGGCCACCCAUAAGAAACUCUAUGCAUGCAAGUCGCUUUGGAUCAAAGCGUCUGCUAAAUGGAAUAUAUAUUACUACAUUGUUAUUGUACACAUGAUACAGGGAAUAGAUAACUGUGAGGAAUUAGCUCAUAGAUUUGUAUAAGAUGUUAUAUGACAUCAGAUAUCUAUUUACCCUGUCCUCUCCCUGCUACUGUAUGACAUUAGAUAUCUAUUUACCCUGUCCUCUCCCUGCUACUGUAUGACAUUAGAUAUCUAUUUACCCUGUCCUCUCCCUGCUACUGUAUGACAUUAUAUCUAUUUACCCUGUCCUCUCCCUGCUACUGUAUGACAUUAGAUAUCUAUUUACCCUGUCCUCUCCCUGCUACUGUAUGACAUUAGAUAUCUAUUUACCCUGUCCUCUCCCUGCUACUGUAUGACAUUAGAUAUCUAUUUACCCUGUCCUCUCCCUGCUACUGUAUGACAUUAGAUAUCUAUUUACCCUGUCCUCUCCCUGCUACUGUAUGACAUUAGAUAUCUAUUUACCCUGUCCUCUCCCUGCUACUGUAUGACAUUAGAUAUCUAUUUACCCUGUCCUCUCCCUGCUACUGUAUGACAUUAGAUAUAUAUUUACCCUGUCCUCUCCCUGCUACUGUAUGACAUUAGAUAUCUAUUUACCCUGUCCUCUCCCUGCUACUGUAUGACAUUAGAUAUCUAUUUACCCUGUCCUCUCCCUGCUACUGUAUGACAUUAGAUAUCUAUUUACCCUGUCCUCUCCCUGCUACUGUAUGACAUUAGAUAUCUAUUUACCCUGUCCUCUCCCUGCUACUGUAUGACAUUAGAUAUCUAUUUACCCUGUCCUCUCCCUGCUACUGUAUGACAUUAAAUAUCUAUUUACCCUGUCCUCUCCCUGCUACUGUAUGAAAUCAGAUAUCUAUUUACCCUGUCCUCUCCCUGCUACUGUAUGAAAUCAGAUAUCUAUUUACCCUGUCCUCUCCCUGCUACUGUAUGACAUUAUAUCUAUUUACCCUGUCCUCUCCCUGCUACUGUAUGAAAUCAGAUAUCUAUUUACCCUGUCCUCUCCCUGCUACUGUAUGACAUUAGAUAUCUAUUUACCCUGUCCUCUACCUGCUACUGUAUGCACCCACUGGUGUGUUUACUGUAUAGGCUUCUCUUGCCUAUAAAUAGUUGCCUCCCAGAUGGCUUCCAGUCAAAGCUAGUGCAGCUCCUCCUAGCAUGUUUGUGUAGCUUCUAGUGUGUUGUCUUAUGAUCUGUAUCCUGCAGGGUGGCUUGCCUACAGAGUGCUUUCUCAAGCGGUCACUGGGCUAUGUGUGCUAUGUCACAUGAUAUGUCCUAGGGUUGUAAACAGGAACACUCUUUUUGAAGCAAAUAUCAGCUGAUCUGGAAAGGACAGUUCUUGUGAUCAUAGAGAUGAGUCUCUUGACAAAAAUCGCCAUUGGCUAUUUUUUGUAAAAAAAGGAUAUGUUCAAAUGAAUGGGAUUGAUAUGACCUUGACAAUCUGAAAGGACUUGACUAUAACGUGCUUCCUUAUAAAAGCCUGAAAUAUUA